Molecule: messenger RNA, 1395 nt
Organism: Fimicolochytrium jonesii
Lineage: Eukaryota; Fungi; Chytridiomycota; Chytridiomycetes; Spizellomycetales; Powellomycetaceae
Product: CDK-activating kinase assembly factor MAT1-domain-containing protein
Exons: 7
Coding region: 197-1144 (315 amino acids)
Biological process (GO): regulation of transcription by RNA polymerase II; nucleotide-excision repair; positive regulation of cyclin-dependent protein serine/threonine kinase activity
Cellular component (GO): transcription factor TFIIH holo complex
Molecular function (GO): cyclin-dependent protein serine/threonine kinase activator activity
Source: RefSeq, a predicted model, not a curated record
AGGCCGAAAGUAAAAGGGAAGCAAUUCUCGACAUCCCCGUAUUCCAAACUCGUGGGAAAUCGAGCCAAACUCGCUGCAAUCCUACCACCUUGUGUGUCUGUCUGUCCCACCGCAUCACCGUUAAGGGUUAUCAUUAGGCUUCGGACGUCGUCUCCCUCCAGUUUACUCGGCUUCCCUUCUCAAAGUCCUCGACACCAUGGCUGCCAUUACCAUGGCCACCCUCGACGGGGACAUUUGUCCCGUCUGCAAGUCAGACAGAUACUUGAACCCGCAUAUGAAGCUCCUUGUCAGUCCUUGUUUCCACAAAAUGUGCGAAACGUGCAUCAACCGACUCUUCUUGCAAGGCGCCGCACCAUGUCCUAUCUGCAAAGCCAUCUUGAAAAAACAAAACUUUGUCGCACAAACGUUUGAGGACUUGUAUGUGGAGAAGGAGGUGCAAAUCCGGAAGCAGAUUGCAAGAAUAUAUAACAAGCGGUUAGAGGACUUCAAGGGCAAUUUGAAAGCGUUUAACGACUAUCUGGAAGAAGUAGAAGAAAUCCUGUUCAAUCUGAUAAACGAAGUAGAUGUGAAAGAAACGCGAGAACGCGUGAAGAAGUACGAAGCAGAAAACAGGGAUACCAUAUCGGCAAACAUCCAAAAGCAGAUCAUCGAGGAUCGGACGGUGCAAGGUCGAUUAGAGCGCGAGAAGAAAGAAAAGAUUAUUCGACGAGAGACCUACGAGCAGGCGAUCAUCGAGGACGCUAGAGUGAAGAAACAAGCCAAGGAUGAUAUCAUCAAUCGACUCGCGGACGAAGAUACAGCAGCAAGCGACGUGAUUGCCAAUGCACAAGCCAACCGUCCGCGGGCAGUCGAUAUUGAUCAGCUGCUGCAACAACGCUUGCCUGCCGCAUUUGUGGAGUCUGAAAUAAACAGCUAUGAAGAGAUGGAUGAGGAAGAAACGAGACCGUUUGAUCCGAUGGAUUACAGUUACUCGCUACCUUCCUAUACGACGGUUAAGGAUGCCUACUACGACCCAUGGCAACGACAUCUGCACUGGGAGGAUCCCGAAAAGGCAACCAAGCUGAAAGCAAGCGGCUUCACCUCCAAGUUUGUGUACCAACGCGCCGUGUUCUCGGCGUUCAAUGGGAUCUUUGCCGGACUAUGAUCCUAGGGGGCACAUAUGAGGACUCUCAGUGGCUCGACGGCGGUUCAUAGACGGGUUGCCGUAUAAGGUGGCAUCGGUACGCCUCGGAGCCGCAUUUUUGGCUAGAGUUAGUUCUACUAUUAGCAAAGCAACGCGGCGUGCCGGACCUUUUGGAAAACCCUCAUAUCACUAGCAGGGUAGCUCUCCCACCAUCCCCGUCUCCGUCAAGAAGCACCAGACUGCACAUUGCUCGUCUCAAAGUAGAAUAAACA